AACUCCUAAGGCCCCAGGUGGAAACUCCAAUCUUAAGAAAAUCCAAGGGGAGGAGUAAGAUUAGAUACUGGACGCUACAGUUUUAGGAGAUACCUCUUAAAACCCGGCCUAUCUGAAAUGACCCACAUCCUUGUACUGCAGCCAUAUGUGUAUUAUACAUACACGUGAGAAGAAAGAAAUCGGAGGCAAGAAAUCGCUUCUAAUUCUAGCUCCGCCAAAGGCUCCCUCCCUUACGCGGUUUAGGACUACAAAACCAGUGACCCUUCCCGAACGCGUCUCCGGAAAUCUCUUCGCUAGGUCUGCUAAUGAAUGACACACUCGCUCGGCAGAAUCAGGAAAGCAGCCCCGCUCCGGUUUCCCCGCGCAGAUCUGCUCUGCGGGGUCCACCAACGCCGGGCAGGGCAGGCCAGGUUGCAGAGGCGCGCGCAGAUACAUUUCAUAUUGCUCUUCAGUCGACAAGGGAAAUUACGGCUGCAGAAAUGGUACACGACUCUCCCUGACAAGGAAAGGAAAAAGAUCACCCGGGAAAUUGUUCAGAUUAUUCUGUCUCGUGGUCAGAGGACAAGCAGUUUUAUUGACUGGAAGGAGCUAAAACUUGUUUAUAAAAGGUAUGCUAGUUUAUAUUUUUGCUGUGCCGUAGAAAAUCAGGACAAUGAGCUCUUAACACUAGAGAUUGUGCAUCGUUACGUGGAGUUGCUGGACAAAUACUUUGGAAAUGUCUGCGAACUGGAUAUUAUCUUUAAUUUUGAAAAGGCUUAUUUUAUCCUGGAUGAAUUUAUAAUGGGUGGAGAAAUUCAAGAAACAUCCAAGAAAUCUGCUGUCAAAGCUAUUGAGGAUUCUGAUAUGUUACAGGAGACAAUGGAAGAAUACAUGAACAAGCCUGCAUUUUAACCAUACAACUACUUGAAGACUCCAAGUGCUACAUGUUGCGAACUUGUAAAUAAGCAGUGCCUUGCAUGGAGUUAUUUGACAGAGCCUCUGGCACCAUGCCAAAAAUAACUUAAAAGGGAUUUUUUUGUUACCUAGUAAAAAUUAAAGUUGUUAACAUAAUAUAUUUAUCAUUAUUACAUGUCUGUAUUAUACUGUAUAUGACUAUUUCAAAGUUAAAAUAACUGCUUUCAUAACUCAAUAGACUGAAUAUUUGUUAGCAGUGUUUUAACUCCAAGUCACAUUUUGGAGCUACUUUAAAAUUUGUUGCAAUAUGUUUGAUCUGCUACUGAUAGGAUGAAAAAAAUGUCUUGUAAUAAUCCAUGAUUUUGAAAGUAAAAUAUCUCUUGUAUCAGUGAUACUUUUUCUAAAUGUUUAGUUUCUUAAAUUGUAUAAUCAAAAUUACCUUGGUAGUUCAGAGUUCUACAAUGCUGACAUUUUUAAUACACUUUAAAAAUUUUAAUACUGUAAUUUCAAUCCAGAUACAGUGUAUCUGAUUUUAAUGUCCUGAGUUUGUUAAUUAUUUCAGGGCUGGAAUUAAGGGAAAUGACCAAAGAUAAUAUAGGAUGUAAGUGUUUUUUAUGUCUUGGAAGCUGCUAUCUAGGCUGAAGUUUUAAUUUUACCUUUUAAUUAACUAUAACAGGUGUUUCAGUAAGGUUGUGUUUUCUACAAACCGUAUUUAUUUAGGUUUUGAGAUAUCUGGAGAUAUGUCUGUAACUUACCUUAUUAUAAAAAUAGUAUAAUAAAGAUUAAUAACAGUAGCAAUAAUAAUUACUACUACUGUUUUAAUAAUCUUUUAUGUUAUAAGCACUUAGUUGCUUGAGAGAUUUAGUUUCCAAAAUGUUUUCAUGUAUAUACAAUAUAUUUGAAGACUUAUUGUUUUUUAGGCUUAUUUGGAGCAUUUAAUAUUAUUGCAGCUUCUGUAGCAAGUGCCUUUCCUCCUUUUUUCUCUCUUCAUCUCCCAAAGAAAACAUUUGCUGUUGACUGUUAUUAUUGUGACUAUGUCACAUAUACGCUUUCUGGAGUGAAAGUUCUAUAUAACCAAAGAGUGAAAGUGAUCAGAACUUCUAGGGAAAUGGCUUAUUCUGUUCUGUCUUGGUGCCCUGCUUUUGAUGUCUUACCUGUGUGUUUUCAAUGUUAGUUUUGAGGUCUCAUAUCAUCGUGUUGCCAUGGUUAGGGACCCUCUAGUGUUCUUCCUAAGAGGAAUGUGCUUGCUGUUGGAGACUUCAACUCGAGGGGCAAAUGAUCUCUCUGAUUUACUUUGCAGACAUAUUUAGGGAAAAAAUAGCAAGACAAGAGCAGAAGAAUAUGAGGAAAAAGUUGACCAGCUCUUCAAUAUAACCAUUAUUAAAAGGAAACAACUCAUUAGUAUAUGAAGGAAUUAUGGGGCUUAAUAGCUAUAUUUCCUCAAAUUAAUCAUGUAUUUAUAAUUACGGCAUCAGAUUAAAGUUUGUCAUUUUUAGCACUUGGUUGACUUUAGAUCUUCUUUUGUGCUUUAGCCUGUAUUUUUUUUUUUUUAAUAUGGCAGAGCUCUUUAUUUUAAAAAAACAUUUCAUCAAGGUAAACUUUGGGUAAAUUGAUCUCAGUUUUUCUUGUUCUUUUGGAGUUCUCCAUCAUUUUUGGAGGAAGGUAUUGACUGAACCUCAUUCAGAGGUACUCAGCACACAUUCUGGGGAAUUCCAUAUCAGACCCUGUCUAGCUAGAGACAGGGCUUCUCGGAAUUCUUGUCAGCAGCACACUUAGAACAGGAACAUAACAAACAAUAUGGCACUCAGUCGUACAUUAGAGGAAUUUGGGGGACACCUUACAUGGACAUUGGUGAAAAUAAUCAUUAUAUCAUAUAAUUGUAGCAAAACUGUCAAGUGAAAGAUAAUAAAUAUUUAAUUUGUACAAAACUUCCAAAUAAAAAAUUUUAAAGUUUUUAAACGAG
Molecule: messenger RNA, 2857 nt
Organism: Sus scrofa (pig)
Lineage: Eukaryota; Metazoa; Chordata; Mammalia; Artiodactyla; Suidae
Gene: AP1S3
Product: adaptor related protein complex 1 subunit sigma 3
Biological process (GO): intracellular protein transport; vesicle-mediated transport
Cellular component (GO): AP-1 adaptor complex; membrane coat
Molecular function (GO): clathrin-cargo adaptor activity
Source: RefSeq, a predicted model, not a curated record